This is a messenger RNA of Rosa chinensis, 2388 nucleotides long. Its product is annotated as UPF0481 protein At3g47200. The record is from RefSeq and is a predicted model, not a curated record. The transcript is spliced from 3 exons. Lineage: Eukaryota; Viridiplantae; Streptophyta; Magnoliopsida; Rosales; Rosaceae. The coding region runs from base 115 to 1461 and encodes 448 amino acids.
CUGUCGCUCAAACCCCCCGGUCUCCUACCUCUUUUAAGUAUCAAAGUCUCUAUUCUCUCCUUCCUCCAUCUUGCAUCACAACUCAAGCAACAUAAACUUCAAUCUCGUUUCUUCAUGCAUACCAAUCCAGUUCAAGAAGAACACAACCAUGUCACCCCCAUCUCCGAAAUGAACAAUGAUCGCCUAGCUUCCAUGUACAAGAAGAUCGCAGACCCUCCGAGACUCCUCAGCAAUGCUGCCGGCAAAGACUCCUGCUGCAUCUUCCGAGUCCCGCAGAGUCUCCUCGAGAUUAACGGCAAGUCGUACCAGCCCCACAUCGUCUCCAUCGGUCCCUUCCACAGCGGCCAGCCCCACCUCAGAAUGAUCGAGGAGCACAAGUGGCGUUACCUGGGCUCUCUGCUUUCAAGAACAGAGCCCAAAGGGUUGACUCUCCAGCACUACUUGAAGUCCAUAGAGCCAAUGGAAGAUAGAGUCAGAGAGUGUUACUCUGAAACAAUCCACCUCAGUAGUGAUGAGUUCAUCGAAAUGAUGGUUGUUGAUGGUUGCUUCUUAAUCGAGUUGUUUCGAAAAUUUGACCGUGUGGUUCGGUUUGAGCGCGAUGAUCCACUCAUCAAUAUGUUCUGGGUAAUUCCGUUUAUGGUUAGAGAUUUUCUUCGUCUUGAGAACCAAAUCCCCUACUUUAUACUUGAGCAUUUGUAUGAUCUGAUAACCAAGUCGGAAGAUCGUCAAGACUCUGUGAAGUCUUUGUCCUUGCUUGCUUUAAACUUCUUCAACAACCAUAUGGACAGGCCGAAAGAAGUCAUUGCAAAGCUGCAUAAUCUUACAGGUAAGCAUUUGCUUGACUUACUCCGGUCAAGUGUGAUACCAGCCGACCAUGUUGAACCAGGACACAAGAAUAGUACCCCAACCCACAUUAUACAUUGUAUUUCAAAGCUUCGUCGCGCUGGAAUCAAGCUCAAUCCUCCUAAAGAAUACGAAAGCUUCUUGGCGAUCAAGUUCAAGCGUGGAGUUAUCGAAAUGCCCCCAAUCAUCAUAGACGAUUUCAUGAGCUCGUUCUUGUUGAACUGUGUAGCCUAUGAGCAAUGCCACAAGUCAUGCUCCAAACACAUCACCGCUUACGCAACGUUGCUGGAUUACCUAGUGAAUACUUACAAGGAUGUCGAGUAUUUGGCUGACAGAAACAUAAUCGAGAAUUGCUUCGGAAACGAUGAGGAGGUUGCUCAUUUUAUUAACAAUUUGGGUAAGGAUGUGGCUUUUGAUGAUGAAAGAUGUUAUCUGUCGAAAUUGUUCAAUGAUGUUCAUCAGUAUUACAGCAAUAGUAGGCAUGUUCAAUGGGCAAGCUUCAAGUACACUUACUUUGACACUCCAUGGUCGUUUAUUUCGGCUUUUGCUGCGUUGAUUUUGCUCAUAUUCACCUUGCUGCAGACCUUAUACACUGUUUUAAGUUAUUAUCAUUCUUGAGAUUAGGCCUUUGUUUUGAGGGAGUAGGCUGGAAUGAACCAAAACAUUUGUAGACCAAAGGGGCCCCACUGACGUGGUCAGUUAACAUCCUCAGGAAUUGAUUACUUUUUGUUGAUCGUGAAUUGAACGGUAACUGUAAUUGUUGUGCCGUCAAGGUGAAAGGACGAGGGGUUUCUGGUAUUUUUCUAGAUGCCAUAAGAGGCUUAUAGCUAAUAUAUGGGUAGGCAUCUUCUUCAUCAAAACCACUAAAGAUAUCUGGUUUGGCAAUUGGCAACUUCUUCAUCAAAAGCACAACAGAUAAGCGAGGCAUCAAUUAGCUUAUUUGGCAUUCAUGGUCCAGCAGUAAGUUGUUUCUGCUUCUAGUCUUUCGUUUUCUUCACUUUGCCGUUACUCUAUCACUCUAUGAUUCUAGUUGAACCCCAUAGAACCGACAUUUCAGUUGAAGCAGUUCAAAAAUGAUCUUUGUAGGGUUUAUCUAUCUCUCUCUAGUAGUAGUCUCUACCCAACAACAUUGAAACCCACAAACCCAGUGGACAUGGGUUCUCUCAGAAAUGAAUCAGAGAGAGAGAUGACAAGGAGGAGGAAGAGCCCAUUUUAUUAGUAUAGUAAACCCAGAGAUUCUGUGUGUUUCCCAUCACGUACCAGCAACUUUGGGAGAUGUAUAGCAAGGCUGAGGCUAGUUUUGGACUGGUACAUGUUCAUUUAGUGAAACAAAGAUAAAAAUUUCUUUCUUUCAUGACAAUUUUGGUGCUUUCUUAUUUGCAUGUGUGGGUUUUGAACUAUGUAUCUGUUUGUUUUCUUGAAUUUGAUUCAUAUUUAUUUAAAUUUGGGGUUUGCUUUGCUUGGAAUUGAGACUUGAGAGGGUAUCUGAACAAUGGUGGUGGCUUUCACUUGAGUUUAUUGGAAUUCAAAGGAAAUUUAGUGAAA